ACCCCGGGAGAGAGAACGCUCGGAGAUAAAGCUCGGCCGGAGGCGAGCGGAGACAUUUCCAAGCUCGUCAGCAGUGCGUCGAUUUCCUCGGACGCGCGCACGUUCACGCGGAUGGUCGCGACGAGAAUGAUCGUCCGCCGUGGAAGAUCCUGGGUGGUCCUCGCGCUCGCCACGUGCGUCCUCGUCGCGAGCCUGUCGGCCUCCUCGGGACCGGCGAGAUUCCGCAGAUGGUGGCCCACCGCGAAGAUGCCACUGUGGCACACCAGGCCGACGAUCGUGCGAGUGACGGACGAAUUGCUCGACGACGAACUCAUGUCGCCCGACUGCACCGGAGACCACUGCGGAGACUUGCGAGUGAUUCCCGAUCUCGGCGGGACGCGCCGGAACGAGCUCGCCCCGAGCGAGCGCUACGUCGUUUACCCGAAGCAGUACGAGCGUUUCGUGUCCAGGAAGAGCCCGGGGCACCGUGCGAACAGGCACAAGAGGUACGUCGCCUUCCCGGAGACGCCCCUGCCGAACGCGACCGACUCCUUGGCGACCGGCCGUCCCGCUAACGCGACCUCGCCGAACGGCGACGAGAUCGUUAGGGUUCCGCUGUAUAGAACGCGCAGGCAGGUCGAGACGCCGGCAUUCACCGACAGAACUCGGAGGAGUCUCGCCGACAAGGAUUAUCCCUCGCGGAGGAACGCCAGCGCUUAUUACGCCGAGCGGAGAGCCGUCAUGGCGAGAUUCUACGCUCGUCAGCGCGAGAUUAGGGAGCGAUACGGCGUUAACCGCACGAACUCCAGCCUCGAGGACGACAAGCCGCGGAACGAGGUGGCGAGCAACGUCACCCUGUUCCGACUCUAUCCCCCCAGGAAUUCCAGCUUGACGGACGUCGACGGGGCGACCUUCCGUCACCCUUCCAUCACGAUCGACCCGGUGUACAGCAAUAAUCCGCCGGCCAAGCCGAACGAGCGACCGGUCGUGCCGGAAGCCGACGGCCGCCUCGAACCCCGCGCGUGGAACAACAGCAGCGUCGAGAGGCAGGCUGUGCGGUAUUACUACACCACACCCGCGCCCUGCGCGAACGCCUCGUUGUCCGGCACCGUCGCGCCGAAGAAACGGUCGAAGAACCCGAGUGACUUGGACAACGAUGACGACCAUCGGAUGACCAAUGAGACCGACGGGACCGACCAUAAGAUUUGGGGAGAGUGCAAGGGGAAGGUGGUCUACCAGCAUAACUUGCUCCUGGCACUGAGGGGGGCUUCCUCCAAACUCGAAGCGAUGUUCGAGGUAAUUAUUGAAGCCCCCAUUUGCAUCACUUGCGUGGAGGUGUUGCGAUAUAACCAGACCAGGGCGAAUGUCACGUUCGAAUCUGGCGGACGGGGCCAUGAUUACGUGAAGCUCAAGCUACAGGGCUACGAAAAUGAAGGGUUCUCGUACAUAAUCAAGGUCUGGGGUAUCAAAAAGUUCGGUCCGAACUGCACGAUAUAUACUAUAGAUUAGUGAGUAAGUAAAUUCGCUUUCUCAUCGAGAGAGAGAGAGAGAGAGAGAAAGAGAGAGGGGAGUAGGGAGAGGUGUGACGAUGUUAGCAACGCUCUGCGUGUAUGGAAAAUCUUUAAUAUAUAAAAACAUUGCGUAUCUCAUAAAUAUAUAUAUGUGUGUGUGUGUGUGUGUGUGUGUGUGUGUGUGUGUGUAUGUAUAUAUCGAUGCGUCGUGUAACUUGAAUAAAAAUUCGCUCGGUCCGCUGUCGAGCAUACGAUAUUA
Messenger RNA from Dinoponera quadriceps, 1749 nucleotides. RefSeq lists its product as uncharacterized. Lineage: Eukaryota; Metazoa; Arthropoda; Insecta; Hymenoptera; Formicidae. The transcript is spliced from 2 exons. The record is from RefSeq and is a predicted model, not a curated record. The coding region runs from base 112 to 1488 and encodes 458 amino acids.